Molecule: messenger RNA, 2950 nt
Organism: Talpa occidentalis (Iberian mole)
Lineage: Eukaryota; Metazoa; Chordata; Mammalia; Eulipotyphla; Talpidae
Gene: PHETA2
Product: PH domain containing endocytic trafficking adaptor 2
Exons: 3
Coding region: 97-975 (292 amino acids)
Biological process (GO): endosome organization; receptor recycling; retrograde transport, endosome to Golgi
Cellular component (GO): early endosome; trans-Golgi network; recycling endosome
Source: RefSeq, a predicted model, not a curated record
CAGCCAGCCCAUGGGCGGCGUCCGCAGGAGCCCGUUCUCCAGCGCCAGCACGGGGGCCACCAAGGCCAGCAAGAGCACUGCAGGGCGGCGGGAGGGAUGAUGUGCCGGGUAGCACGUGGUCAUAGGACUGAGCAGUGUUUCCAGACAAGGGGGGCCUGCCCCCACCCACGGGGCUCUGCUGUUCUUUUGGGAGCCAUGAAGCUGAACGAGAGGAGCGUGGCCCACUACGCCCUGAGCGGCUCCCCUGCAGACCACACGGGCUUCCUGCGCACCUGGGGGGGCCCGGGCACGCCUCCCACGCCCAGUGGCAGUGGACGGAGGUGCUGGUUUGUCCUCAAGGGCAAUCUGCUGUUCUCCUUCGACAGUCCAGAGGGCCGGGCACCGCUGAGCCUGGUGGUCUUGGAGGGCUGCACGGUGGAGCUGGCCGAGGCGCCUGUGCCCGAGGAGUUUGCCUUCGCUAUCCGCUUCGAUGCCCCCGGGGUGCGCCCCCAACUGCUUGCGGCAGAUGGGCCGGUGGCCCAGGAGGCCUGGGUGAAGGCUCUGUCCAGGGCCAGCUUUGGCUACAUGCGCCUGGUGGUGUCCGAGCUGGAAAGCCAGCUGCGGGAGGCCCGCCACCGCCUGGCCUGGCACCGCCGCUCAUCCAGGAAGGCCGUCAGCAGCCGCUGCAAACCCCAGCCUCCUGACCACUGGCCCCUGGGCCUGGAGAACGGCCAUUCCCUCUCCAGGGACUGCAGCCCCAUGGGCUUGGCUGAAGAAGGGGGCAGCAGGCCAGCCGGGCGGGGCUCGGUAGAGUGCGAGUUGCAGGGCGCUGCCAGCCUCCUCCUGGGCAGGGGGCAGAGCCCUGUGUCCCCUGAGAGCUCUUGCUUCUCUACCCUGCACGAGUGGUACGGCCAGGAGAUCGUGGCGCUCAGGCGGGGGUGGCUGCAGAGGGCCCAGAAGAGGCAGCCAGCGUUCAAGGGGCAGGCCAGGCCCUGAGCUGGGGCCUUCGGAUUUUGUCCUGCUGGUCAGGACCCGGGGCCAGUGCUUUUUCAGUUUCAUGUUUACUCGUUUCUAAAGUUGCUGUCUUGAGGGAGGGGUUCUCCCCUUCGUGCUUUUUAGGUUUCCUCCACGUCCCAGACCCCCCUCAGGCCUGGAGGAGACCGAGGAAUCAUCCCUUCAAAGCCCUUUACUUCCUGAGGCCCAGCGAAGAGAGGCAGCCUGCUCAGCACCGCGGAGCAAGACCGAGUCUCCUGCCUGGACUCAGCUGCCCUGCUGGGGGAUGUUAGUGCCGCGGAGCCAGAGGGGACUGGCCCAUGGCCACAGGCAGCCCUGCCAGCCACCCUACGCACCUCAACAGCCAGUUUCCAACAUGGGGAGUCACGCGUGCAUUUAAGCACCAAAGCUGGCUGCGUGUUGACUUGAGGGAUGCUGCAGACAUUGCCAAAGAAAGAUUUAUUGUCAUGGAGGCUUCAGGGGCCCAUUUUCUCCUGAGUGGUAGGAAGACUGGGCUUGGGCCCCCAUGCUGCGGUCUGGAGGGGCCCUUUAGAGGAAGGGAGACUGGCCAACAAAGUGGGAUUUAUUUUGCUCAGAAAGCAUUGCCAUGUCGCGCACCCCCACCCAGCUGCCCUGCCAACGGAUGGUGCUGCUCUCUGCCCAGGAGGGGCUGGUGGCUUUCCUGGGUCAUCAGAAAGCCUGUCCUAUCCUCAUCACCAGCUCCUUGAGCUGCCCUUGGGAAGCUGAAGAAGCGAGAGGCGGUGUGGCUCCUGGGAAAGCCAGGCUGUUGGGUGGGUUCUCAGCCCUGGGCUUUCUAGGAAUCUGGGCACAGAAUUCCCAGAACCCUUUGAUAAACUCUUCUCUCCUGACUGGGCUCCCCAAGAGGUAUUCCUGGUCCUGAGCCCCCUGGGAGCGCCUUCACAGACCAGCUUGCCACCCAGUGGGUAUCUGCCAAGACCUCACUGCUCCUCUCACCAGUGUUUCCCUCCUCCCUGCACUGGGAGGCGACGUGGCCAGGUGGGGGUGGCAGAGCCAGGGGCUGGCCAGCCGGAGCCACCGGUGGCUGCGUGGAAGCGCCCCCCCCUCCCCUCUACACAGUUUGCCCUUUUUAGCCUCCCUGUCCCUUACUGGGGCCUUGGGCUGUCUGGGCGGCCAGGUCUAGAGCCAGAGGCCUGCAGUGUCUUCAGUCCAGGAGGCCCCGCUGCCGCCCGGGGCCAGGACCCGCCACCACACCUGUCUUAUGCGCACGAGUCGCCUUUCUUAUGGCUGCGGCACUUGUUAUAUGAUUAACGCAGUUUUCUACUCCUCUGGGUUCCCCCAGUUUAUUGCAACCACCACCUGCUUCCGUCUCUCCUGUAAGGUGUAUUUUCCAUCUGGCCUGUCACAUACACCUUGGCCUGAAAUAAAACCCCAAAACAUUCUGGAGGUGUUAGGGGGAAAAGGCUGUCCUAAAGCUAAUUCCAUACAGGCUUCGUGGACUCCACCCCCACCCCAGGCCAAAGCCAAAGACACUGGGAACUCCACAUCCCAUCCCCACCCAAGGGAAGGUGGCUGGGGCCUGAGGGUGGGGUUCAGCAGCCAGGUGGGUAUAAAGCCAGACACGUGGGCUUUGGGGGGGUCCCCCAUUUUGGCUCUCGGCCAGCUCGGAGUGACUUUGGGUUUCCAGGUCGGCGGAUCGGGUAGGACGCAUUCAAGACUUUAUUUCCCUAUUUUCCCCCUGAGUUGUCCAUUUUCCUUAUUUCCUUUUCCCUUGUAAAUAAACCUUUUAUGAACCUUUCGUGUGUCCUGCAGUGGAGUAUUCAUAAGUCCCUUGUAAGCGCGCGGGUGAGGACCCACAGCCGGGCACCCCGUUCAAUAUCGGGGCUGCCCGGUAACGGCGGUACGGCCGACGCCUCUGAAUCACGUCGUUAAAGUGUCAGAAAAAUACAAGUGUUUGAGGGACAAGUCGAGUCAGUUCUCCUUUCACCAAACACCGGCU